Messenger RNA from Necator americanus (New World hookworm), 3657 nucleotides. RefSeq lists its product as uncharacterized. Gene Ontology annotation, biological process: glycogen metabolic process. The record is from RefSeq and is a predicted model, not a curated record. The coding region runs from base 1 to 3657 and encodes 1218 amino acids. NCBI's taxonomy places the organism in Eukaryota, Metazoa, Nematoda, Chromadorea, Rhabditida, Ancylostomatidae. Gene Ontology annotation, cellular component: phosphorylase kinase complex. The transcript is spliced from 30 exons. Gene Ontology annotation, molecular function: calmodulin binding.
AUGCGCUCACGGACUGGCUCCGGUGUCCGACUGGAUCGGAUCCUUUUCAUGGUAGAUCAAACCAUAUGCACCUAUCAGAAUGCUAUUACGGCACUAUUCCCCAACAAAAAGGAGUUCCCAGAUCAUUCAUGGGUUCGUGACAAUGUCUAUGUGAUCCACUCGCUUUGGGCCUUAUACCGGGCAUAUAUGAAAUGUGCCGAAUUCGACGAAGACCUCACAAAAGCUAACGAACUAGGCUUCACCUGUGUUAAAAUGAUGCAGUCAUUAUUGGAAUGUAUGAUGCGUCAAGCGGAUAAGGUAGAGAUGUUCAAGAAGUUCCAACGGCCAGCCGAUUCGCUUCAUGCGAAAUAUUCUGUAUCCACGAAAAAUUCGGUGUGUGGUGAUACAGAAUGGGGACACCUUCAGAUAGAUGCAACGUCGUUAUUUCUCCUUACACUCGCUCAAAUAACUGCUUCAGGCCUCCAAGUCGUGCGAAACAUCGACGAAGUAGCGUUCAUUCAAAACCUAGUUUACUACAUUGAAACUGGCUACCGUACACCCGACUUUGGAAUUUGGGAGAGAGGUGACAAAACAAAUCAAGGUAUUAGGGAACUUAACGCCAGUUCCAUUGGCAUGGUAAAGGCAGCGUUACAGGCUUUGAACGAUGUCGGCGACCUUUUCGGAGAUGGAUCACGAAGAUCAGCCAUCCACGUUCUACCUGAUGAAAUCGAACAAUGUUCUGCUGUUCUUAGCAGUAUGUUGCCAAGGGAGUCGUUCAGUAAAGAAACUGAUGCUGCACUAAUGACCAUUAUUUCGUAUCCUGGGUUUGCUGUCGAAGAUCAGGAAUUGGUUGAUCGUACGCGAGAUACGAUCACUUCGAUGUUAUUGGGAAAAUAUGGGUGUCGGCGGUUCCUACGUGAUGGCUACAAGACUGCGUUAGAGGAUCCGUACCGACUUUAUUACAACAAGUCCGAACUACAGCAGUUUGAAAAUAUUGAGUGCGAAUGGCCAUUAUUCCUUUGUUUUUUGAUGUUGGACGCCAUGUACAACAAAAAUGAUGAGGCAGUUGAGGAUUACUGGCAACAGUUAGAGAGUAUAGUGGUUCUAUCUGAGAAAGGAUUCCGACUUAUUCCUGAACUUUACAAAGUUGAAAGAGAACAUGUGGCAGGUGAAAAAAGCGAACGAGGAUCACAACCGAGAGUUCCAUCAGGUGCAACGCCACAUCUAUGGGCACAAUCGCUGUAUGUCAUUUGCUGUCUUCUAUACGAAGGAUUCUUAACACCUGCUGAACUCGAUCCACUUAGUAGAAGACUGUCAUCUCACGAGAAGCGUCCACCUUGUGAAGUUCAAGUUACUAUUUUGGCAGCAACUAGAGAAGUUCAAAGGGAACUGCGACUAAAUGGGAUUGAGGUACAACUUAUAGAUGAAGUUGAUCCAGUUUUCACAAUUCUUCCUGCAUCAUCUUUGGCGGAGAUACAUUCAAGGAUUGGACAGUCUAAAAAACUUAAUUUGAGCGGACGACCUUUGGAUAGGGAUGUUGGAUUGCUGAGCACAAGUCGUCUAUACCAGAUAGGACAGAAAUUCGUAAUUUUUACUCCUCAGUUCAUGGAUAGUCGUCGUUCUCAUCUAAUGUACGAUAUUCGAAUAUUGAUGGAUGAAUGGAGUUCGGAGCUACAGUAUAUAUACGCGUCAUGGAAUUCUGUCAGUAUAAGUGGACGACCGUUGGUGGUCCUUGUUGUCAGCGGUGAUAUGCUCACGACGGACGGUUUAUCGAAUUUUUCGAACAUUUCUCUCAAUCGAUUUAUGAAAUCUACUGUGUUAGGAACUAUCAAGAAGAUCAAUACAGGAUAUCUAGGUGGCGCAAGGAUAGUCAUGAAAAAUUUAUCCGAUUUUUUUCGUACCACUGCUGUCAGCAAGUUGGAGUUCACCGAUGAAACAGGCGACUUGCUUCUUGGUGAUCAUGAAACAAAGAUUCAAUUCUCUCUUCCUAGUGACGUUAACAUGAACGAUAAGCUCAAUAUGUCCUUCUCACCAAAAGGCACAUUGCGCCGUGGUGAAUCUGUAAGAGAUCGCAAUUCGUAUAAUAUUAUCCACAAGACUUCUAUGCGUCAUCGAUCUAUUGCACUCGAUAGCAACGAUAGUGACCUUGUUCAGCUGCGACUCGCUUACAAAUCCAACACUCUUGAUGUUCCCGCUGGGAGCGCAAGAGGGGUAAGCCCAAGUAGCUCUACAAGAGGAGCAGAAAACAACGCAAUCCAAUCGAGAAACAUGUUAAAAACUAUUAGUAGGAACGCCGAUUUGGAUGCGAACUUAUCGAGCCGAAAGGAUGUUACACUUUCGCAAAUGAAUGCGAUGAAGGUUGAUGAUUUGGUGGAAAUGUUGUUAGAGACGACCGUACUCGAGGAACAAGCAUCAAUUGUACAUUGUUUAUGGAUGAAACACGGACCAGAGUACAACACUAGUCUAAAUGGUCAAUAUGUCACAGUAAAAAUGCUCAUGGAAGAGGUGUAUACGAAGUCGUGCGAAGGUCGUAUGUGGGCUUUGGUACGAUUAACAGCUGGGUUGUUGGACAAGCGCUUGGAGGAGCUAGGAAAGGCAGUUACGCAUCUUCUUGUGCGACAAAAACAGAUCACUGUUGGAAUGCCCUCAAAGAAGGAAGAAGCGAUAACGAGCCCGAAAACUAAUGAAGAAUUGAAGGAAAUCAUGCACCGCGCUUAUUCAGAUGAUCCGAAUGCUUUCAUGCUUAGUCAGGAAAUUAUCGUUGCGUUGGGUUCGCUUGUUCGAACAGAGCCCAAACUAUUCGUGGAGAUGUUCCGCCUCAGAAUUGGCCUGAUUAUUCAGGUGCUUGCUUCGGAAUUAGCGCGUAUCAAAAAACUCUCAGCGGUGGAUGCUGCUGAGAAUUUGAUGACGAUUAGCCCUUUUGAGCUGAAAUCGAUGCUUUUCUCGUUGCUGAGCGGACGACUGCUUGAAGAGUUUGUGGAUGAUGGUGAAGCUGCAAAGGAAACACGUACCGGUAUAGGAAGCUUCAGACGUCACAUUGAGGAAAGAAAAUCGGUGCGUAAGUCAACACGCAGCGUGAGCGGUGACGUACCACCACCAAUACCUGAAUGUACAGCGAAUGAAGAAGAGGAUGAACUUUCGGAAGAUGAUUUUCAAUUCGGAAUCUGGUUGCGACAUCGGCGAAUUGACGGGGCACUUAACAGAGUUCCGAAUAAUUUCUAUGCUUCGCUUUGGGAUACCGUCAACCGUCUACCUCACGGGGUUCGAAUUAAUGACACUAUACUACAUUGGGGAUUGACGCAAGAAAUGACACGACGUGAAAUGAAAUUUGCUUUGGAAGUGGAGCAAGCGCUGAAUCGAAUUGCUGAACCAGAGUAUCGGGAAAUGGUGGUUGAAGCGUUAUGGUUGCUGGGCAGACUGGAUAAACUUGUACAAAGUGAGGAACCAAAUAUUCCUAGAGAUCGGCCACUAGAUGUCGAUGCCCUUCUCAGAGCAGCAAAUGCUCUUUUUGUCCAGCACAAUCGCGAAAUGGGUACCAUUGUUCUGGAGUGUUGCGCCUCCGGGAAGCAAUGCGAUGGUGCUCGAGGACUUUGUCGCCAUCUCUACGAUUCGGCUCCAGCAGGAGAGUAUGGUACUAGUCAUUACAUCAUCAAGGCAAUGAUCAAUUUGUUCACAUGA